AUGCCCAAAGUAAGUCGGCACACAGGGGGUGGUUCGAGGAAGGCAGCGGAGGAAGAUGAGCACGUGGUUGUCCGGGGCACGCAAGGCGGUUUGGUGAUCAGGUCAUCGCGGGUGUACGUUGGCGACACUGGCGGGAUUGCACCUUCACCGGUCUGGCACCACCCUACGGAGCACCAUGGGGACCCCCCGGAGCAGUUUGAUGAUGAAGGAGAUGUUGUCAUGGACCUCGAAGGAGUCUUGGGCCAGCGCGAGGAUGGAGGUAACGGGGGUGCGGGUGGUAAGCCGUUCCUUCGCGCCCUCAAACACUUCAUUAAGCUGCAUAAGCCUUGCAUGCUAAGCCUUUUCGAACCCAAAGUUUCGGGAACCCACGCAAAUGACAUAUGUACAAAGAUUGGGUUUUCGGACUGGAUCAGAGUUGAAGCAGUCGGUUUUAGUGGCGGCAUAUGGGUUUUUUGGAAAGAUCCAGUGCGGAUUUCAGUCCUCCGAACUCACCCCCAGUUUAUUCUUAUGCAGGUAGUUUCAGGUAGCUACCCGCCAUGGUACCUUGCCUCAGUCUACGGUAGCCCGGCACACCAUCUGCACCGACGGUUGUGGAAUGACCUUCGUCAAGCCGAAAACAGCAUCACGGGCCCCUGGAUUGUUGCGGGGGAUUUUAAUGCGGUUCUUAAUAGUGAAGAGACGAGUAAUUAUAGCUCUUUCUCUUCGCAUCGAAGUGCGGACUUCAGAAACUGGAUCCAGGACGAGGGGCUCAUAGACCUGGGCUUUUCAGGGCCUAAACUCACUUGGGUCAAGAACGAGGCGGCGGAACGCGUCAAAGGCGCUCGGCUGGACCAGGCCUUAUGUAACACCGCUUGGCGAAACAAUUUCCCAGGUGCGUGCAUUACUCACUUAGCGCGACUUGCUUCUGAUCACGCUCCUUUACUUUUGCAGGUUGGUCAGCAGCGACAGCGACUAUCCACGGUUCCUUUCUCCUUUCAGGCGGCCUGGCUUACCCGUACAGAUGUGCAUGAAGUAGUAGGGAGGGCAUGGAACUCAACCAGAGGCUUUGUGGACAACACACGAGUCCUGGCAGAAGAUCUGGCUAAAUGGAACAAGGAGUCAUUCGGGAAUGUGUUUAAACAGAAAAAAGUCCUGAUGUCCCGGAUCAGUGGGGCCCAGAAGGCCUUGGCAGCAAAUUACCACAAAGGCCUAGCAAAGCUGGAAUUAAAGCUCAGGGACGAACUUGAGCUCAUUCUCCAUCAGGAAGAGCUCAUUUGGUUCUAG
Molecule: messenger RNA, 1263 nt
Organism: Ipomoea nil (Japanese morning glory)
Lineage: Eukaryota; Viridiplantae; Streptophyta; Magnoliopsida; Solanales; Convolvulaceae
Exons: 2
Coding region: 1-1263 (420 amino acids)
Molecular function (GO): catalytic activity
Source: RefSeq, a predicted model, not a curated record